Molecule: messenger RNA, 2497 nt
Organism: Poecilia reticulata (guppy)
Lineage: Eukaryota; Metazoa; Chordata; Actinopteri; Cyprinodontiformes; Poeciliidae
Product: putative ribonuclease ZC3H12D
Cellular component (GO): cytoplasmic ribonucleoprotein granule; nucleus
Molecular function (GO): metal ion binding; mRNA binding; RNA endonuclease activity
Source: RefSeq, a predicted model, not a curated record
UGAAAGCUGCCUCAUAAAGGGCACACACACUGUUGGACGAGUGAGACAAACAGGAGUUAAACAGACAGAGUGUGAUGCGAAGGCAAAGGAUGUGGUUAGGUGCACUUUGUAGCAACAUUGUGCAAGCACAGAGAAGGAAACGGCAGAUAAAAACAGAGAACUGGUCUUUUGAAACAGCCGUCUGUAGCGUCUGACUGGAGCUUUUUCCUCAUUCUUUAGACGUCAGGCUACCUUGUUUAUCGACGAGGCUGGACAAUGAUUGAAAGCUCUAAAGAAUGACUGUCAUCUGUUGUUCUCUGGCUGUUUCUCUUAAAGGCACACCCUGCAGGUCCGACUUCAGCUGUGACAUACGGGUUUGUGUUUUCAGGCUGUUACCUUGGAGACCGGCGUCAGCCAGAAUAAGGAGGCGAGACGAGGGAUUCCCAAAGACAGACAGACCUGAGAAAGACAGCAGCUAGGAGCGAUGGACCGCCAGCAGCAGCACGCCAAAGUGGAACGCUUUCUCAAGUUGGGAUACGCUCACACCGACAUUCUCAGGGUGCUGGAGAGCCUGCACCAUGACGCCCAGACCAACGACAUCCUGGAGGAGCUCAUCAAGACCUGCCACACUCGCAGCACCAGCGUACCCAACAGUCCCAAGCUGGUGCCCAGAGGCUGCAGCCCCAGCCCCRGCCCCAACAAGGCCAGGACCGGCCCUGACAGAGAGUCGAACACAGGCUUCAGACCCGUGGUUAUAGACGGCAGCAACGUGGCCAUGAGCCAUGGUGACAAGAAGGUGUUUUCAUGCCAAGGCCUCCAGCUGGCGGUGAACUGGUUUUGGGACAAAGGGCUGCGUCACAUCACUGUGUUUGUGCCCCUGUGGAGGAAGGAGCAGGCACGGCCUGAGGCGCCCAUCACAGAUCAACAUAUUCUCCAUGAACUGGAGAGGAGAAAGAUCCUGGUGUACACACCGUCCCGCUGCGUCAACGGCAAGAGGGUGGUGUGUUAUGAUGACCGCUACAUCAUCAAGCUGGCAGUUGAAUAUGAUGGAAUCAUCGUGUCCAACGACAACUACCGUGACCUGCAGACAGAGAAUCCCCAGUGGAAAAAAUUUAUUGAGGAGAGGCUCCUAAUGUACACAUUUGCCAAUGACAAGUUCAUGCCUCCAGAUGAUCCCCUGGGUAGAAACGGUCCCACCAUUGAUGACUUYCUCAGGAAGAAGCCAUGGACACAGGACAACAAGCAGCAGCACUGUCCAUACGGAAAGAAAUGUACUUAUGGGAUAAAGUGCAAGUUCUACCAUCCAGAGAGGGCGAAUCAGUCACAGCUGGCUGUAGCAGAUGAACUGAGGGCUCUGGCACAUCAACCUGAACACAGAUACACUCCACCCACCCCUCCCUACGGAAGCAGAGACGACCUGACUCACAGCGACCCCUCCAUCUGUUACAGGGAGAGCAACAACCUGAGAAGCCAGCUAAACAAGAGUCCUCUUUUUUACCAGUACUCAAGCUCCGAUGCAGACGAGGCCUUCAGCUCCAUGGGUAGCUCCAUGUCCAGGCUCAGCAUCCAGGACAUGCCGUUCAGCCAGGAGCCCCCUCUGACCAGCUACAGCAGCGGCAGAGGCAGCUACCAAAUGUCCGGCUCGUACGCCGGGAACAGCCUGAGGCUUUCACCCAAUGGACACAGUUACUACCCUCCCCAAAAUGGCUCUUUGCCCUGUGAGAGUCACAUGUACAGCCAGUGUAGGUGCGGCCACCAGAACCCGGCCAACCAUCAUCACCACCACCACCACCAGCAGCAGCACCACCAGCAGCGCCAGCCGGUGUGGAGCUCCUGCCCCACUGUGCCUGCACACAGCGGGGAGCAGACUUCUCAUUUCUCAGACAUGCAGUACCAGCAUAGCCACAGCCUGCCCCGGGACCCCUGGGGGCAGCAGCCCAGCGCCUCCAUCAACCAGAGCAGAAGCGUGUCCAGUGAGCAGAGGAACGACCUGCGGAGCCAGCUGAGCACGCUCUUCCCUCAGAGCAUGGUGGAGCAGGUCCUGAACGCCAACCCCCACGUCUCAGACAUGCUGGAACUGAUCGGACUCAUCCAGAACUACAGGACCAGCAACAUGUCCUUCUAGACUGCCAAACCUCUAUUGGUGCUUUCAAACUGAGCCCACACUGGAGUUCUCAUCCCGGAAAUAGUGAAACCAAAGUGAACAUUUCCUUAAGAGAAAUUUUAUUUGUUAUGAAAUGUGUCAAACGCAUUAUAUUAAGCAUUAAGAAGGAAGUUGGUCUGAUAAAACUACAAUGUCGGCUAUUCCUUUAUCCUAUUACAGAAGUGCAAUGCACUUAGCUCCAUUCCAGCUACUUAUUGUAGCGUUGACAAAUGUUCAUUAAAGCAACAUGUGUUGUUUUUUCAUGUUGCCUCAAAAUGAGGAACACUAUAGACUGUACUUUUGUGAAGACUGUCCCGAUAUUAACUGUGAAACAUUGUGGUUUUGUUGCACAUUUUGAAUAAACUUUGUAAAGAA